CGACGCUGUUGAACAGCGACAAGUGGACGACCUGAGUUCCCCAUACAGCCCAGAAUCCCUCUCUGGACUUUCUUUAAGAACGUUAAGCCUUUUUUUUUUUUGCACGGAUAGUUUAGUUUUAGCUAAAGAGCUCUUUUUUCUUUCUUUCUUUCUUUCUUUCUUUUUUUUUAAAGAACACACUGAUUGGACUGUGCAUGAGUUUCAGGAUGAGCAGCACUGAGGGUCUGUUUUUCUCGGCUCUGCAGCCGCACACAGCUGUGAGCACAUACGCUGUACCGGAUGACCGCGAGCUCACCGUGGACCGGCAGACCAAGGAGAAGCGCGUGCAGCAGCAGGUCCAACAGCGGCUCGCGCAAAAAGCGUCAUCAGAAUAUAGUGGCAUAUCCAUGAUGAGGUACAACAGCCACGGGACUGGAAUGAACUUGAAGACACUUGCGUACAAUGGCAGCAGAAUGACAAACCCACGUUUGCAUCGGGUUGCUGGAGAUUUCUCCUCACGUUCAGCUGUGGAAAUGAGCACGCAGCGCAGAGUCAGCCUUGGCACCCCCAUGCCCGCUGUUGUGGGCCGCCCGUACAGAUAUCAUGAUGACGCCUACAAUGGAGGGCAUAAUAUUGGCCAGGUAAAUCGAGUGGAGCAGGAAGCAGGUUUGCAGUUGAUGCAAGGGCAACCUUCUCCCAGUGGCACCUGGGGAACUCUGGAGGGUAUGACCACUUCUGAGCAUCGCUCCUUCUACGGCCAUAGCCCGUUGCCCACUGUGUCGCCUAUGAGACGCAGCCUCAGUGGUACACUAGUGCAUGACGGUAUUGGCAGAGGAUGGAAGGAGGCAGAGCUUGUUCAUCAGUCUUCUUCCAAAGGCCCAGCCCACCGCACCCUGAUGCGCAUGAAUAACCGGCAGAUGCAGCAGCAGAGGAUGGGCAACAACACUAUUCAGUGGCAGCAGACAUCCACUGGGGGCAACACCAUGAUGGUCGGAGGGCAGUAUCCCAGUAUGAUGAAGCGAGCAGGAUCAGUGCACAGCCUGAAGAGCGUCGGCCGAGGGGUGGAUGUGUGUGAUGCAGUGGCUGAUGGCAGGGACAUUCCUGGAGGACUCCACGGCCUGGACAUGACGACUGCAGUCAGUUAUCUCAGCUCAGCAGAUGUUGCCAUGCAAAUGCUUGGAGCCGCCUACAUUCAGCAUCAGUGUUACCAUAGUAAUGACGCCAAGGAUCUGGUACGAAAUCUGAAGGGGAUCCCUGCACUAGUGCAGUUAUACAGCAGUGAGAACCAGGAAGUGCAACGGUACGCUACAGGAGCCACACGCAACCUCAUCUAUGAGAACAUGGAAAACAAGACGGCACUAAUCGAGGCUGGUGGUAUCAGCAAAUUGGUCUCUGCAUUGAAGGAGCUAGAUGAUGAGCUUCGCAAGAACGUUACAGGUAUUUUGUGGAACUUGUCGUCUAAGGACAGUUUGAAGGAGAAGUUGGCGAGGGAGAGUCUAGCCGAGCUGACCGAGCGAGUGCUGAUUCCUCUGUCAGGAGGUGGAGACUCUGGAGUUAUCCAGCAGAGCCAGUCUGAAACAGACAUAUUCUACAACACUACAGGCUGUCUUAGAAACCUGAGCUCGGUGAAUGGGAGGACCAGGCAGCAGAUGAGAGACACUCGUGGCCUUGUGGACUCUCUCGUAGGAUACGUACAGAACUCUCUGCAGGAGGGCAAGGUUGAGGACAAGGGUGUAGAGAACUGUGUAUGUGUCCUGAGAAACCUGUCCUACCAGCUGUACUCGGAGAUCCCCACAUCAGUGCAGCAGCGUCUGGAGGGUCCAACACGAGCCCAGGGCACACAACGCAGAGACGCCAUCGGCUGCUUCACUCCACAGAGCAAGAAGACCAAGGAUAAAUGGAACCACGAACUGUCCACGUUGUCCGAGGUAGCUCGAGUACCAAAGGGAGCUGAGUGGAUUUGGCAUCCUCAGAUCGUUGGGUUGUACAACCAAGUGCUGCAAAACUAUGAGAUGAACAACACUACCCGUGAGGCUACACUUGGGGCCUUACAAAACAUUACAGCAGGGGAAGGCCGGUGGGCGUCGGUGUUGAGUCGGGUAGCCCUGGAACAGGAACGGAUGUUACCUGUGAUUCUGGAUCAGCUGAGAACCCCAACAGAUGCUGAGCUGCGUUCUCUCACCGGCCUGUUGAGAAAUCUGUCCCGGCACUCCAGGGACAAGUCAGAUAUGGCUACAAAAGUGGUGAAUGUUCUUGUUCCCAAGCUGCCUAGUGAUGGACAUCAGAAAGAGCCAUCCAGCGAUGUGGUCGUCAACAUCUGCGGUAUUCUCAAUAACCUGGUCAUGGCGAGUUCACUGGCUGCAAGAGAUGUGACUUAUUUUGAUGGAGUGCCCAAACUGAUUGGAAUCAAGACAUCUCAUGACAACAGUCCAGGGAAGGUGAAGGCAGCUAAGGCCGCCUCCACAGUGUUGUGUAACAUGUUUCAUUACAGCAAGCUUCAUAAAGACUACAAGCAGAAGGGAUUCACGAGACGAGACUUUACUGAUACAAUCUGAUGUCACAUUUUUGAAAUACCAAAUGUUUGGACCUGCGUGAAACUUCAAAUUAACACAAUAACCAAGUCGUCCAUCAAGCUCAACAUGAAGGGAGGUGUUCUGAGGAUGUGCCUCAAACCUUUGGACUGAGAUUGAGUACUUUUCUUUCUUUCUUUUUUUUUUCCCCCUCAAGUUUGACUGCUGUGGAUUUCUGGGAAGAAGACUUUUUUUUUUCUUCCACUGGAGUGGGAUGAAACUGGAUGACGAUUUUGGAUCAGCACCAUUUUAUAUAAGGAGUAAUUAAUAUUGUGGACUGCUUUUGCUGACUUUCAAUUCAGCAGCAUGAGCAUACACCCAUCCAUGAUCACGAUGAAGGAACUGGCGAGGAAAAGAAGGGUUGUGCUAUGUCUAGUAGCCGUGUGUGUGUGUGUGUGAAUGCUUUUAUCUCUCAGUAGACAUGACGCAGUGUUGAAGUAUUCUUGGAGGGUUUUUCCCCCGUUUUAUUUGUCAUGAACAUUUUCAACUGUUUUGGUUGCCCACAAUAUUUUAGACAUUUUAGAGUUGUAUUAAAAUAAAAACAAAACCCUGUAAAUUCAUAUUUGUUUCCUGGACAAUCCGAAAGAAAGACACUCUAGUAUUUUGAACUGGGACUGAAUCUCAGUUGUGCCUUUGAGAAAAACAAGAUUGUGUGUGUGUCAUUUGGGAUGGGAUUUAAUGUUAAGCUUGCACUGUAGCUCUCUUUUGUGAAGGGAUGUACUUCUGGCUAGCCACCUAGUCACACAACAUUUUCUUCUAAGCUUGUUGAGAUGCUUAGCAGUGCUGUGUAUGGGGACGGAAGAAGGAGAAGAAAAAAAGGUGGUGCCUAGUAUAGUCAUGCAGUUCCAAAGAUUUGGAGUUGAAACAAAAAGGUAUUUUAAAUCAAGUUUAUUUGCUCCUAAUGCUUGAUUUAUUGCUGUUGCUUUUUCUCCAUCACGCCGUAGGCUUUGCUGGUUGAUGUUUAUUAACCAAAGAGAUUUGAGUGUUCACUUAUUUUUGUCAUAGAACGGUUUCAGCUUACAGUAACAAAUUAUUAUUAGUAUAGCAUCUGUAACAGAACGGACUGAAACAAAAGUAUAUCAUUAUUACGAGACUGUAAUGGUACUCUGACAAUGUUUAUCUUAACACAUUAACCAAAAACAUGGCGUCACGUUGCCAAUUUAAACAUUACACGUCCAUUCUAUAAUUAAAGGUUCUGACUGCAAAGUUGAAUUCUGGGCAAAAAUGUUCUAUUGCUGUUGGAGUUUCAAGAUGUUUUGCCGAGAUGAUAAGUGUCCCACGUUUUAUGAUUCUAGAGAUUGCCGAAGCAUGUGAGCAACAAUAUUACAUGACUACCGUGGGGCGUUUGAUCUACUUUUAACCAAAGUAAGUCAGUGUGGGCAAAACAUGGUGGACUUUGCUCUCCCGCCAGCGGAAAAGAAAAGGAAAGCCUGCCUAGUGAGUGUAACUGCAAGGUUAGAGGACAUUAUUUUUCUGGACAGAUAACAACUAAAUCAUUCUAGCUAGCACUUAGCUAUCUUAGCCUUAGAAUGCGUGGGCUGAACUCCAUGGUAGCGAAUAUGGAGUUAUACACCUAAAGUUUUGAUCUUACAGAGAAAGAAACGAUAACAGAAAAGCACUAACAGAGAAAAGAUGUCUGUUUUUUUGUUUCACGGAUCUAUUCGUGAACGUUAACCACAAAUUCCAUACCUGCGACACAAAACUCCGAGAAAGAUGCAGAGUCGCAAUGUUUUCCGCACAUCGCCAUCUUGGUGUGAUGCAGUUCCAUAGUUAUGCUAAUUAGUUAAAGCUCCUUGCAUUCAGCUGUUUGUCGGGCCAUACUGUUUACCUCAAGACGUAGGAUAUUUGGUCCCAAAACGGAGAAAAGCGACCCUCAACACGUCAAAAUGAUCACAUCUCGUCUGAACGAUAUUGUUCUUGCGAGACAUAGCCAUGGGCAAUAAAAAAAAAAAAGUGAAAGUUUCAGAUGAGUUUGCAGUCAGCACCUUUUAACAUCAUGAUCAUCUCAUAAAGACAACUGAACAAAUUAACCUUCGACAUUAUUACCAGGAUUAAAGUCGUAUUUUGUUAGUUUUUACUAAAAUUGUUUUAGCAUGUUUACUUGUUUCACCUUGAACUUUCUCUCUCACGCUGAUGACCAUCUGUGUAUCAAAAGCACAUUGUUCCGGGUGAUGUUUUCCAAACAUGUGAGAAGAUUUAAAGGUCGGCAGGAUACACAUUUCUCUCACUAGGCAGUGACCAGACAGACAACCCUUUACACAGUCUGUCUGUUGUAUGAGUGCAAAUGGUAAUAGCUGUAUGAAAAGGGUGUUUUGGAAAAAUCAUUGGAAAUAACAGAAGACUGAGAGAUGUGAAAGGAACAGAUCAAAAACAGAUGUCAGGAAGCUGAUGGUCUUUAGCCAAAAAUGCCGACCUUGGGGCUUGGCUUGACCUUAUCUCGAAUGCUUGUUAUUAUCUCUGUGUAGGCCAUUGAGGGAGAAUGAUGGAUAAUGGGGGCAGAAAAAGAAGAGGGAGUUACAUUGUGUAAAAUAUUGAGAUAAAUGAAUGUCAGAGAGCGCAAUAUUAUCAACCUUAAUCUCAAUAAAAAACACUUUCACAAUUGA
Molecule: messenger RNA, 5152 nt
Organism: Neoarius graeffei (lesser salmon catfish)
Lineage: Eukaryota; Metazoa; Chordata; Actinopteri; Siluriformes; Ariidae
Gene: pkp3b
Product: plakophilin 3b
Exons: 13
Coding region: 195-2534 (779 amino acids)
Biological process (GO): cell-cell junction assembly; cell-cell adhesion
Cellular component (GO): nucleus; cytoplasm; plasma membrane
Molecular function (GO): cadherin binding
Source: RefSeq, a predicted model, not a curated record